This is a messenger RNA of Rangifer tarandus platyrhynchus (Svalbard reindeer), 669 nucleotides long. The record is from the annotation of a GenBank genome assembly. NCBI's taxonomy places the organism in Eukaryota, Metazoa, Chordata, Mammalia, Artiodactyla, Cervidae.
AUGGCGGCGUCCGCGGCGCUGAUCCUGCGGGAGAGCCCCAGCAUGAAAAAAGCAGUGUCCUUGAUAAAUGAAAUAGAUAUAGGAAGAUUUCCACGACUGCUCACCCGAAUUCUUCAAAAACUUCACCUGAAGGCUGAAAGUAGUUUCAGUGAAGAAGAGGAAGAAAAACUUCAAGUUGCAUUUUCUCUAGAGAAACAAGAUCUUCACCUAGUUCUUGAAACAAUAUCAUUCAUUUUAGAACAGGCAGUGUAUCACAACGUGAAGCCAGCCGCUUUGCAGCAGCAGUUGGAGAACAUUCAUCUUAGACAAGACAAAGCAGAAGCUUUUGCCAGUGCUUGGUCUUCUAUGGGUCAAGAAACAAUUGAAAAAUUCAGGCAGAGGAUUCUUGCUCCCCACAAGCUCGAGACGGUCGGAUGGCAGCUUAACCUUCAGAUGGCUCACUCUGCCGAAGCAAAACUAAAAUCUCCUCAAGCUGUGCUGCAGCUCGGAGUGAGCAAUGAAGAUUCGAAGAGCCUGCAGAAAGUUCUUGUGGAAUUCAGUCACAAGGAAUUGUUUGAUUUCUAUAACAAGAGACCAUACAAGCACAGCUGGAUUCCCUUACAUGAUGUUCUUGAAGACUGGUUUCUCUAUCACACUUCUGCCACCUCCUUAUUUUGCUUUGAAGAUUAA